Linum tenue is the source of this 348-nucleotide messenger RNA. Lineage: Eukaryota; Viridiplantae; Streptophyta; Magnoliopsida; Malpighiales; Linaceae. The record is from the annotation of a GenBank genome assembly.
AUGGCGGAGGCCCUUGCAGCGGAGUUUGGAGUUCAAAUAGCCAAUCAACUGGACACACCCCGGGUUGUGCUUGAGGUAGACUCUUUAUGCCUUGUUCGACAUAUGCAGGAGGAAGGAGAACCCAUUUCCGAAAUGGGCAUCAUCUGCCGCAACAUCAAGAAGCUUUUGAGGAGACCAGGCAGUGCUGAAGGCGCCAUCAGCCACAUCCGACGAGAGGCAAACCAAGCGGCGCACAUUAUGGCUCAUAGCAAGACUAACUGGGAGAUGAGAGAAGUUUGGCUCGAUAGAGCGCCUGUUUUUUUGUUAGACCAGCUACGUCUGGAUGAUGUAGCCAUUGACCUGAUUUAA